CGGUGUCACCUCUGGGAUGAAUCCACCACGGUGUGCAGCUCGAAGGCGGGGUAGUUUCCGGGGAUGUUAUGUAGUUAAAUGGAUGGAAAUGGCCAAAACGUUCUUCCUAUCCUGCCGCUGCUACCCUUCAGUUUGCCUGGCAAAUUAGCUGGCUAGCCCUUUUCUCCUUUUUCAGAUAGCAUAUGUUCUCUCGGUCACAUCCACCAGCUGCUUUAACUACGUACUUAAUUUCCAUGUUUCCUUUCCUUCCAGCGUCCACCCCUCUGUGGAUUUAAAUUAGCCUGGAAUAUGAGCAGAAGAAGAAGAUAAGCAGCGGCGGCGGCGGCUGGCUUCCUGCAGGAUUUGGUCCAGGCUUUCUUUUUGUGUGUGUUUUUUUCCUCUCCCCCGUGGACAUGCCUCGUCUACGGAGCAACGCUGAGCGAAGCUAGCUGGCUGUCAGACCGGCUAGUGCGACAUUUCCAGGCGUUUGGAUGAUUGUUUUGCCGAAGAGCUGAUUUAUUUGGGAUCAGCGAUACCUCCACUGCCCGGGCAAGGAGUCAGCAUGGGGGAGCCCAGCCUGGACGACGCCAAUGUCAAGGUGGCUGUCCGUGUCCGGCCCAUGAACAGGAGAGAAAGGGAUUUAAACACAAAAUGUAUCGUGGAGAUGGAGAACAACCAGACCAUCCUCCAUCCUGGCGGAGCUACCCUGGGCAAAGGAGACUCCAGGAGUCAGCCUAAGGUCUUUGCCUACGAUUAUUGUUUCUGGUCAAUGGAUGAGACCGAUAAGGAGAGAUUUGCUGGUCAGGAGGUGGUCUUCCAGUGCCUUGGGGAAAGUCUUCUCCACAACGCCUUCCAGGGCUACAAUGCCUGUAUCUUUGCCUAUGGACAAACUGGUUCGGGGAAGUCGUACACCAUGAUGGGGUCGGGGGACCAGCCGGGUCUGAUCCCGCGGCUGUGCAGCGCUCUGUUUGUGCGAACCCAGAAGGAACAGCGGGAGGAGGAGUGCUUCACCGUUGAGGUGUCCUACAUGGAGAUCUACAACGAGAAGGUCCGAGAUCUGCUCGACCCCAAAAGUGGAAAACAAUCUCUGAGGGUGAGGGAACAUAAAGUUUUGGGUCCCUACGUGGACGGCUUGUCUCGACUAGCUGUGGCCAGCUACAAGGACAUUGAGUCUCUGAUGUCAGAAGGUAAUAAGUCUCGAACUGUCGCCGCUACCAACAUGAAUGAGGAGAGCAGUCGAUCGCACGGUGUCUUCAACAUCAUCCUCACGCACACACUGAAAGACAUGAAGUCUGGGACCAGCGGGGAGAAGGUGAGUCGGUUGAGUCUGGUAGACUUGGCUGGAAGCGAGCGAGCAGCAAAGACUGGAGCGGCAGGGGAACGGCUGAAGGAGGGAAGCAACAUCAACAAGUCUCUCACCACGCUGGGCCUUGUGAUCUCGGCGCUAGCUGAACAGGGAACAACAAAGAACAAGAACAAGUUUGUUCCUUACAGAGACUCUGUUCUGACGUGGCUGCUGAAGGACUGUCUGGGCGGCAACAGUCGCACGGCGAUGGUUGCAACCGUGAGUCCAUCAGCUGACAACUAUGAGGAGACGCUGUCGACGCUGCGCUAUGCAGACCGAGCGAAGAGCAUCGUCAACCACGCGGUCGUCAAUGAGGACCCCAACGCCCGCAUCAUCAGGGAACUCCGAGAGGAAGUAGAGAAACUGCGAGUACAACUGACUCAGGCAGAGUCUUUGAAGGCUCCCGAGCUGAAGGACCGUCUGGAAGAGUCCGAAAAGUUGAUUCACGAUAUGACCAUCACGUGGGAGGAGAAGCUUCGCAAAACGGAGGAGGUUGCACAGGAGCGCCAGAAGCAGUUGGAAAGUCUGGGAAUUUCUCUACAGUCUUCCGGGAUUAAAGUUGGAGACGAUAAGAGUUUUCUUGUCAACCUGAACGCCGAUCCUGCCCUCAACGAACUGCUGGUGUACUAUCUGAAGGAACACACAAAGGUGGGCUCAGCGGACUCUCAGGACAUCCAGCUGUGCGGCAUGGGUAUCCAGGCCGAACACUGCGUCAUCGACAUAGCGGCGGAUUCUGCCGUUGUCCUCAGUCCUUACCGCAAUGCUCGGACAUGUGUUAAUGGUUCUCCAGUGACCAGUGCUCUGCAGCUUCACCAUGGCGACCGAAUCUUCUGGGGAAACAACCACUUCUUCAGGAUCAACCUGCCGAAACGGCGCUCUCGGGGAGCUGAGGACGAGGAGGGGGAGGGUGGCGUGAUGAAGAACAGUGGAAGCAGUGAGCAGCUGGAUGCAGAUGGCGACACAGCCAGCGAAGUGUCCAGUGACGUCAGCUUCUCCUACGAGUUCGCCCAGACAGAGGUCAUGAUGAAGGCCCUGGGCAAUGAUGACCCAAUGCAAGUAGUCUUGCAAUCUCUGGAGAGGCAGCAUGAGGAGGAGAAGCGCUCCGCUCUGGAGCGGCAGAGACAAAUGUACGAGCAGGAACUCCAGCAGCUCCGCAAGAAGCUCAACCCGGACCGCCUGUCGACCGGCCUUUCUGGAGGGUCGGCGUCAGGCCAGCAAGGUCCAGGACAGCAGUCUCACUACCGCAGCCUGGAGAGACUCAGCAUGGGAGGGAUGAGUCAUUCCACCAGCGCUCAGAGCAGACUGAGACAGUGGAAUGAGGAACGGGAAGCGGUGUUGGUCAGGAGUCUGCGGCGGUUGAGGGAGCAGAUUGUGAGGGCAAACCUCCUGGUGCAAGAAGCCUGCUUCAUCUCGGAGGAGCUGGAGCGACACACGGAGUACAGAGUCACUCUGCAAAUCCCCUCAGACAACCUCAACGCAAACCGCAAGAGGGACGCAGUGCUCAGUGAACCAGCGAUUCAGGUUCGACGCCGGUGUCGUGGGAAGCAGAUCUGGAGUCUGGAGAAGAUGGAAAACCGUCUGGUUGACAUGAGAGAGCUCUACCAAGAGUGGCAGGACUACCAUCUCAAUAACCAGGACAACCCUGUGAUGCGCUCGUAUUUACGUCGUGCAGACCCGUUCUUUGAUGAGCAGGAGAACCACAGUCUGAUCGGCGUUGCAAACGUCUUCCUUUCCUGUCUGUUCUACGACGUCAAGAUGCAGUACGCUAUUCCCAUCAUCAACCAGAAGGGGGAGGUGGCAGGGCGUCUUCAUGUGGAGGUGGUGAGGGUUGGAGGGGGAUUAGAGGACAGCAUGGCCGGAGGAGAUGAAGCCGACAACAAUCAAGACACUGAAAUGCAGGAUCGCAAACUGGUCUGCAUGAUUAAGAUCCUGCAGGCCACUGGUCUUCCCCAGUACCUGUCCAACUUCGUCUUCUGUCAGUAUUCCUUCUGGGACCAACCUGAGCCCAUCAUCGUGGCUCCUGAAGUAGACCCAGCAUCCUCAUCGCCCAGCGCCAAGGACCCACACUGCAUGGUGGUGUUUGACAGCUGCAAGGAGGUCGCAGUGUCGGUGACGGAGGAUUUCAUCGAAUACCUGACUGAAGGGGCAGUUGCCAUCGAGGUAUUUGGACACAGACAAGCUGAUGCCGGAAGAAACCACGCCCUGUGGGACCUCAGCAUCAUCCAGGCAAAGACACGCACACUACGAGACAGGUGGAGUGAAGUAACGCGUCGCCUGGAGCUGUGGAUUCAAAUCCUAGAGAUAAACGAGAGUGGAGACUUUGUCCCGGUGGAAGUGGUUCCUGCUCGGGAUGAGCGGACCGGGGGAAUCUUCCAGCUUCGGCAGGGUCAGUCGAGGCGAAUCCAGGUGGACUUGCGUUCGGUACAGGACUCGGGCACCAUGCCUCUGAUAGCAGAAAUACUGCUCGCAGUGUCGGUCGGUUGUGUGGAGAUCCGAAACACGGCAACCGAGCAGGAGGGGGAUGAGAUGGACAGCUAUCAGGAAGGAGACCUAGAACGUUUGCGGCGGCAGUGGUUAGCUGCUCUCACCAAGAGACAGGAAUACCUGGACCAGCACCUGCAGAGCCUGGUCGGCAAAGAAGAAAAAAACGAGGAUGACAUGGAGAGGGAGGCCCAGCUGCUGGAGUGGCGCUUGACUCUGACGGAGGAGAGAAACGCUGUCAUGGUGCCCUCUGCUGGCAGCGGCAUUCCUGGAGCACCCGCUGAAUGGGUUCCUCUGCCGGGCAUGGAGACUCAUAUUCCUGUCCUCUUCCUCAACCUCAAACCUGAAGACCUCAGCUCUCUAGAGCAGUUUGAAGUUCCAGAGGCCGGAGGUUGGGACGCCACCCUGAGUGGAGAGGACGAGGACGACUUCUUUGACCUACAGAUCGUCAAACACUACGACGGAGAGGUCAAAGCAGAGGCAUCGUGGGACUCUACCAUCCACGAGUGUCCCCAGCUCAGUCGUGGGGGGGCGUGGCCGGAGCAGCGGGUGUACCUGACGAUCCGAGUGGUGGUGCAGCUCAGCCACCCCGCUGACAUGCAGCUGGUACUGAGGAAGAGGAUCUGCGUCAACGUCAACCCGGGCCGCCAGGGUUUUGCACAAAACUUUCUCAGAAGGAUGUCCACCCGCAGCACCAUACCUGGCUGCGGGGUCACCUUCGAGGUGGUCUCUAACAUCCCUGGGGACGCGCCUGGUUCAGAGGACAGGGAGAUGCUGGCCAACCUCGCCGCCAGCGCACACAACAGCGAUUCAGCUGACGACGAGGCCGCAAUUGAGAAAUACCUCCGCAGUGUCCUCAGUCUGGAGAACAUCCUGACUCUGGAUAGACUCAGACAGGAGGUGGCAGUGAAGGAGCAACUGUCUAGCAGAGGGAAGAGCAAUAGACGGAGCAUCAGUUCUCCGUCUGUCCACAGGCUGUCUGGAAGUAGACAAGACCUGUCCACAACCUGCCUGGACGACAAGGGUCGAUGGGAGAGUCAGCAAGAUAUCUUCAUGCCUUCACAGUUUUAUCGCACCCUCCCCCGGCCCGCCUCUUCCCCUUCCACCUACUCCACCUCCCUGUGUUCAUCCUCGACUCCCUUCGGCAUUUCGCCCCCACAGAACCAGGAGCCAGAGCAAGGUCGCUCAGGACUUGCUGCCUCUUAUCUUUCAGUUAAGGCGCUGGUCCCUCAGAUGCCCAAACUGCUCAAGUCUCUGUUUCCAGCUCGUGAUGAAAAGAAGGAGCUGAGACCGUCGCCACAAAACCAGCAGGUCCCUCGCAUCGUGACAUCAGGAGGGGACGACAAUCGAGUGAAAGCAGAGACGACUGCAGUUCUACGGCCCCCAGCCAAAGAGAGACGGACAGAGUUCCCAGAGGUCCCUCCUCUUCCUGUGCAUGACCCGCAUGACAUCAGCCCCCUCAGCCAGUCAUCAAGCGGAUACUUCUCCAGUAGUGUUUCUACGGUUACCCUGUCCGACGUCCUCCAACCCUCCUCCUCGUCGUCCUCCCUCCUGGCUGUCGAGGCGGCGUUACCCACAACCCCCCAGCAGCAGGGCGCUGACAGGAACAAUGUUGUAACCUCUCCUUCUCAGUGUGGCACCAAGACAGCCGCCGUUACUCCACCCGCCUCCCACAGCUCAGCCAAUCACAACAACAGCACUGUAGAAAACUCCUUCCCUGAACACCAGCUCGUCAACUCGGGAGGAGGAGGAGGCUUUGAGAGGCUGGAAAUCUUUCUGGACGAUGACGUGUGCAGCCAGGAUGACGUGCUGCCCGAUUGGCUGACAGAAGGGGCGUGUGUUACAGUAGGAAGCAAUAAGGCCGGGACCGUGCGUUAUGUGGGAAUGACGCAGUUCGCUGAAGGAGUGUGGGUGGGUGUGGAACUGGACACCCCUGUAGGUAAAAAUGACGGGUCGGUCGGAGGUCAACGGUAUUUCCACUGCAAACCGGGUUACGGGGUGCUGGUUCGCCCGGACCGGCUCUCCGACCGCGAUCCGACCAGCCGGCGCACGGGAGACUUCGCUGCUCCCGCCUACGUCCCUGUGUUGCGAGGAGAAGCCAUUGUUGCCCGCCGGGGGGAGAACCGCAAGUCCUGGAGCAGUUGAGACAGGGAAAGUAGGAGCUGGAUGGGAGAGAUGAACUCCCUGCAGCCCUCUUCCUCCUCCUCUUCUUCUUCCUCCCAGCUAUGCAACGGGCUGAAACAUCCGAACUGACACACUGCCGACCCUCCUAUUGUUUAAAGACACACUCACUACAUCCAUUAAUGAGCAAUGGAUGUAAAAGGACAAUAAAGACAAUGAAGAGAUCAUGCAGAGCGAAGGCAACGAAGUUGAUGGAAGACUAUGAGAGUACGUACAAGUCCGUGGAAGGACUGUUUAUCAUGUGGGAAGAAAAUGCUAAAUGAAUGGUGGUCACUGGGAAGACUGCUGAGUGAAUGCGGGGAGUGGGAAACAUUUCCCUGAGAUGCUCUGAGCUGACGGACAGGGAUGCAAACUAGUCAUUUAUAAAAAAUCCCAGUUCUAUUCUGAGAUUAUAUAUUUAAACUUUAAGGUGAAUACAAAACACUUCUAGAAUGAAAAGGCUUCAUCUUUUCCACUUGGAUGAUGGCUAUUAUAAUUAUUAAUAUUUGCCUCUUUGGUUUCUUCUAUCCACUACAUUAUUCGUAGUCAGAACUUUGAGCAAUAUUUAAUAGAUUUUUAAUGUUUCUUUUGCGUUUGUUAUUCUUUCACAUCUCACUAUCAUGAGCUUUUGACAAAAAAAAGACACAUUAAUAUUCCUUUUAUACUUGGGACCAGUCACACUGUGCGUUUGCAUCCCUGGAUACGACGUCUCGGCUCCGCUCCCCUCAACUCGGACUAAACUCUUUGAUUAUCUGUUUGAGACUCGUCUCUUCCGCCUGGACUCCUUCUUAUGUUUUGAAGAUAGCUCCUCCCAGAAUGUGCCUUCACCAUGGCUUGGUUUGCAUUUGUAUCUUCUCUUUUAUUUAAUUUCUGUUAUCAGUGUUUUCGUUGAGGAGAAUGACUCGUGCAGUGUGAGGUGAUCUCAGGGACCGCAGAGGAGGGGAAAGGAUGAGGUGUGUGUGUGUGUGUGUGUGUGUGUUGGUGAAGACUGUAAGGCAGGAGGAGGCGUGUCCUUUAGCGGGACAAAGCCGCUGUGGGAGGAAAUUGCUUGUAAUGGGCUUUAAAAGUAGAUUUUGCACUGGAGGCGUUGGCGAGGAGCAUCGGGAUGUCCGUGGGGUCGGGCAGCGGGGCGGAGAGGCAGCCCGAGCCAACGAGUGGCGUGGAAACGGUUGUCGAUGACGUCGGUCUAAGCCGGCCUCAGUCGGGGGCUGUCUUGGCACCAGGCCAUCCGCCCGCUGCGACGGACGGUCUGGACACUAGGGGGCGUGGUGGCGCUCCGGUGAGGUCGGUGGGAAUGGGCAUGUGUCGCGUGUUGAGGAGAAGAAAGUGAGCUGGGCAGCAGAAGCUCUGCGGGGUAUUUAGACGCUCGGGAAGAUAAUUGAUUUGCUUCUAUACAUUUAGUUUUUGUGUUCAUUAAUUUCCAAACGGGAGAAGAAUAACUGGGAGAACGAGCAGGAACGCCCGGCAAGAUGAUGUGGCAGACUUUGGGAUAAAAGGAAAAACAUAUUUUCCUAUUGAGCAUCACAUUCCAGAGGGACUCUCCACAUCGACGGGGACCUUUCCUCUGCGUGCUCAGAUGUGGGCAAAGCGUCCGCAGCAGGACUCUGUGUCCAGACGCUCAACGUCUCCCACCUCCCACGAGGAAAGUGGAGCGGCGUGUGCGACCAGGACUUAAAGUAAAAGGGGCGCUCCUCCUCUUUCACACAUGAGAGCGCAGUUUACUCGUGAGGAGUUUUAAUGUCUCCCGGAGCUCUGGGAGAGCUUUACAUCUGAGAAGGGGAGUGGUCCUUUGUGAAUGACCUCCACUAAGGUCAGCGUGUGAAGAAGCGUCGGUCUCGCCAAGGGAGCGAUGGGAUCGACGUUCCGAUUGGUCGAUGAUGGAAAAGUAAUAUUUCAUCGGCAUCACUCGGUUACUUUAAUGUCUCGUUUAUUAACGACUAUUCUGAGUUCCUGAUGAUGACGAACAUGAAUGUGCUUAUUAUUAUUAUUAUUCUACGUGUUUUCUAUGACGCAGACACUUCUCAUACGAUGAUGCACACGUAUGACCACAUCAUCUGGAGGACGACGUGCACGUAAAAGCACUUUCAUCGUCUUUUAAUGGACACGUGUGUUUUUUUAUCACGCAUCUUCUUAAUUCGAGAGGCCUGAAUCUUACUAUUUAUAUUUAAAUGCCUGUACACAUGCAUUUAUCGCAUGAAAAUUAAUGAACGCCUUUUUAUUUAUUUUUUAUUUUGCACAAAUGGUUAAAUGAAAAUUGCUGCUAUUAGCAUUGUAAAAUCUACCUGUAAAUGGAUCGGUUGAUUAAUCUAACGCUCUGGAUCUCCUACUGUCUUCUAGAUUGGGAUUCCAGUAGUUUUGUUUAUUUCUCUUCUUUCUUUUGUUAACCCCGGACGGAGAAGCUAAAGCCAGUGCUUUGGUUCGGUUUCUAAAAGGAUCCUAAAAAUGAGGCCCUUUCGUGAGCCUUUAAGAUGAGCGGGGAGUAAAAAGGUCGCUUCUGAAGAGAAGGUGUAGUCUGGGUGGAGGAGACAUGAUGUCACCGUAGCUAUAAUCCAUUUGUUUAAUACCUGAGUCAGCAGUCCUCUGGUUGGUCGUUGCUAUUGGUGGCUGUCGGGCAGGUUAUUAGUUGGCCAUUUGGGGAGUGGUUUGGAGGUUGGACUCCUGUUUGUUUUCUCGUCUGUGUGUGUGUGUGUCUCUGUGUGUGUGUGUGUGUGUGUGUUAGAGAGAGAGAGACCUGGCUCUGACUCAGUAAUGUCUCCGAGUUCCUGCCAAGAUGGGAAAAUGACCACCAGCUGCCACUUUCCUUGAUACACUUUAGGAUUUCAGCUGAGGGGGGGGGCAAUAAACUCUCUGGACUAGUUCUAAAGCCCCCCCCCCCCCCCCCCCCUGUGGCUGGUGGACUCUCCCGUCCUGGUCUUGGCUCGUGGUUCUGUUCUGGGGGUUCGAGAUCGCUUCAGGCUGUUGGAUGUCCCUCGCAUGUGUUUGUGCCUCAGAAAACCACGUGACGAGUUUCUUCCUCACACGCUGUUUUCAUAUCGACGACGCUUCAGUUAAUUUGCACAUAAGCCCCCCCCCCCCCCUCCCCGAAAGAAUGACUCGGUUCGCAGCGUUGUACGUGCAUUACUUUAUCAGAUUCCGUGUGACGCUCACAUCAGACUUAAAGAGGGACAGCGCCGCCUGCCUGAAGCCCGGCAGCCUUCCCACGAGGAGCUGUACGAAGAGGAAAGGAGUGUUCUGCUCCGAGUGGAUGCGAUGCCGCCGUGUCUGCUCCGGAGAGAUUAGAGCAAAGCCAGAAGUGUUAUUUAUGUGACGGUCAACCCUCAGAACCACAUCCAGUUUGACUUUUAUUGAUGCGAUUUGUAUCCCUGCAUAUUCCUAUUUAUCUGUUUAAAUCUUCCCCUCACGAUGUUCUUUGUUGCUGUUCUUGUGUUGAAAGCUUCCGCUUCAUGUCUGCGCCGCGCUCCCUCCGGGUUCCUGUUGCUCGUCCUCUGGAGCCAGAACCGUCUCAACCAAUCGCAUCGCUGCUGUCCUCUGAAACUCAUCGUUCAUUCUGAAAAUAAUAUGAAAAUCGCUCUGGUUUACUGUUUUUAAUUUCUCAAAAGACGGAGCAGCUUCUUCUUCCUUCGGUGAUGAAGCUGCCGUCUGGUUUUAAAUGGACGUCAAAGGGACUUGGGAAUAAGUUUCUCACCGAUUUAAGCUCCUGUAUUACUGCCUUGCUCGAGGGACUGACUUCAACACAGGGAAUUUUAUAUACCACCAUAACAUCUGAACCAGUGGCCUCGUAGCCCACCACUGCCCCACAGCAGCGGCCCCGAGGCUCACCUCCAGCUCCGAGCUGGGGUUCUGCUUUUAAACAUUUUACCUGCAGAAAAGGAUCCGGCUCUAUUCUCUUUUUCUUUUUUGUUGUCAGCACCACGCGGACUCCUCCUCGUGUCCAGAGUGUUCUGCCAACUUCUUCCCUGAGGCCUUUUUUCUUUUUUUUCCUUUUUUUUAACUGACAGACUUUCAACCCACUUCGCUACUAAACUGGUGCUCCCCUCCCCUCAGUGUGUUCUCGCAUAUUACAAUAAACCACACAGUCUCAGUGCAGCCCUGGUGCAGCUUUGUUUUUUUGUUACAAUAACCAAUUAUUUCAACAGCCGAGGAUAUAGAUAAGACUUCUCGUCUUGGUGCAUUUGUUUUAAAAGGCAGUUGGUAUCAACACAAUGUUGUGUGUCUGGAUGAAGGGUUUGCUAUAACUAAUAUUUCAGACCGAGUUUAUUUUCCACCUAAUUUUAGUUUUUAACACCAGCGGACACAAUGGACUUCCCCCUCUGUCUUGGGGUGUGAGCUCCAAAUCUUUUGUGUAAGUGUAUGUGUGUUUGUGUGUGUACACACGUUUGGGUUUUGAUUAAUUUUAUUAUUCGAUGCUGCAAUCCAAAGAGUAAAUGUGUAUUAUAAUACAUUUUUAUCAUUAUCUGAACAGUAAUAUGGUAGGAAAAAAAUAAAGGCAGAUUUAAAAGUU
Pseudoliparis swirei is the source of this 10466-nucleotide messenger RNA. RefSeq names its product kinesin family member 13Ba (gene kif13ba). NCBI's taxonomy places the organism in Eukaryota, Metazoa, Chordata, Actinopteri, Perciformes, Liparidae. The record is from RefSeq and is a predicted model, not a curated record. Gene Ontology annotation, cellular component: adherens junction. The transcript is spliced from 38 exons. The coding region runs from base 542 to 5950 and encodes 1802 amino acids. Gene Ontology annotation, molecular function: cell adhesion molecule binding; ATP binding; microtubule motor activity. Gene Ontology annotation, biological process: microtubule-based movement; regulation of protein localization.